GAAAUAUACUCACUGUACCAGUCACGUGGUCACACAAAGUUCCGGCUACAGAAUAUUCCACAACCUGAUCGUUGUCUACAAGUAGCAAGAGUGUCUUCAAAAAGUAUAAUGUGAACUAUACUCACUGUACCAGUCACGUGGUCACACAGAGUUCCGGCUACAGAAUAUUCCAUAACCUGAUCGUUGUCUACAAGUAGCAAGAGUGUCUUCAAAAAGUAUAAUGUGAAAUAUACUCACUGUACCAGUCACGUGGUCACACAAAGUUCCGGCUACAGAAUAUUCCACAACCUGAUCGUUGUCUACAAGUAGGAAGUGUGUCUUCAACAACUUAAAUGUGAACUAUACUCACUGUACCAGUCACGUGGUCACACAGAGUUCCGGCUACAGAACAUUCCACAACCUGAUCGUUGUCUACAAGUAGCAAGAGUGUCUUCAAAAAGUAUAAUGUGAACUAUACUCACUGUACCAGUCACGUGGUCACACAGAGUUCCGGCUACAGAAUAUUCCACAACCUGAUUGUUAUCUACAAGUAACAAGAGUGUCUUCAACAAGUUAAAUGUGAACUAUACUCACUGUACCUGUCACGUGGUCACACAGAGUUCCGGCUACAGAAUAUUCCACAACCUGAUUGUUAUCUACAAGUAGCAAGUGUGUCUUCAAAAAGUAUAAUGUGGGUGUGACACAGACUAUACAGCAAACCAACCAAUCAGGUGGCACCUCUAUUGUCGGGUGUAAGAUGUCAGCCCGAAAAACUCUGACAUAAAUUCGGGUACACCUGACUGCAGGUAUUAUAUGGAUUAUUGGCGGCCGGACAUUUAAGUAUGCCAACAUCAAGGACACACUGUUCGUUUAUCUGUAAUGUACAGACAAAAGAGUUCUAGUUUCAUCUCUAGAAUCAGGUGUCAAGGGAAGUAACCAGCAUUGAUAGCUUCCGAGAAUAAGGGCGUGGACUACAGAUUCAAUCAAACGACACCAGGAAUAAUUCAAAGUAGAUCCACCAUCACACCCACUGUAAAGAAAUUCCUGGACUGGAUCCACCUCAACCACUCCGUAAAUUCCUGGAUCCACCACAUCUUCUUCUUUCACUAGGCCAAACCAUGGGACCAAAACGACUUGGGGUCGAAACUAUAGGAUGCCGAAACGACAAGCAUCACUGUGACGUAUAUCGAACAGACGAUAGAUCAGAGGCAGCAAAAUGAAGGAUAGUUUUACCCAUUUAGAUCGAUAAUGGUUCCCCGUGUAAGAAAUGAAAGUACAGGUGUGUUCAAAUGCUGUUUAUAUUGUACAAUGGGGUCUACCUGUGGAAUUAUUUAUGCCAGCGAACACGGAACGGAAAGUCUCGAAUUUUCUCCAAACCAACUUUGUACAAAUGACUACGGGUAAGUUUUUAUUUGUGUUUUACAUAGAUACAGUGGAUGAAAGGAAAAAAAGACAAAUAUGGUCAUCAGGCUACAUAAUUCCUGUUAUCUUUGGGCCAGUGUUAUGGUAUUAAAUCAUUCUUGAAGUAAAUUAAUGUGUACUGGUGUCAGAUAAAAUUUUUGUUAGGGGCCCCUAAAAUUGUAAAAACGUUGGGGAGUUGUUUUAUGUCAACAAACAACAUGUACCGAUACAUGUAGAUCUCAGUGAUUUCAGAGUGACCAAUCAUCAGACAGAACCACUCUGCCCUGGACCCACUGGUGACCUUGGGUGACCCCCAGACCCCUUGAUGUAAAAUUGGCCCCACUGAUGUUUAAAAGAUAAAUAAAUGAAAAAAAGGAUUCUUCUUUUGAAAAUUUUGUUCACCGGCCAAUGUGAUUUUAGAUCUCAUUAAUCUAAAAUAUUAGUACAAUUCAAUCUUUAAGUUGACAGACUAAACGUUUAUGAAAAUACAUGAAUCAAUGUUGGCUUUCAUUUAUAUAUACGUAGACAGUUUGAAAAAAAUAUGUGAAUUAUUGUAAACUGGUGGGCUGUAUUGCGCAAGGUUGAAUUUCUGAAUAGAUACAUGUAAAUUAAUGUUUCCAUUAAAGCAUUUACGUAGGAUAUUAAACCUCUAUGUGCAUGUUAUAUUUAGGUUGAACUUGAGGACAACAUCAAUAUAAAUGUUUAUGUAAAUACAUUCAUGAAUCAAUAUUGACCUUUAUUACUUACAUGUACAUGUAUCUAAGCUGGAAGUUAAUAUGAUAUUGUCACUGAAAUAUUUAUUUAGAAUAUACCAGUUUGUAAUAUUUUGUGGUCUCUUUACAGGUUCCUGGUGUAAUGGGAUGCAGUAAACUACCAUAAUUGACUAAAGAAAGAAUAUAUGUGUGUGACAUGAAACUUAUAGGAGUGUCAGGGAAUCAGAGACGACCGGGAAUCAGAGACUUCACUGUAUUAACUCAUCUUCACUGUAUUGGCUUGUCUUCAACAUGGGGUUUUUAUGUGGUUCCUUGUGUAUCAAUAAAGAGUGGACUGAUGGAGCAAAGAAAGAGUUUAUGUGGUUGUGAUUCAAAGAUAUAGACAUGGACACAGCAAGCUCCACAUAUAGAGCACAUAAGUGUUCUAAGUGUCCGGGGGACACAGAGUACCAUUGUGUAUCGUGUCCAUGUGAUCUGUGUCCCCAGUGUAAAGAGAAACAUGUAAAAGAUCUCCAAACAAUAGACCAUGAUGUUGUGUCACACCGUGAUAAAAUCAACUACAUCCCAACACAAGAGAUCUGUGUGAGACAUCCUAGCCAUGUUUAUACAAAGUACUGUGAACCUUGUGAACUCCCCGUCUGUUUCCACUGCAGAAAACAUAGAACUCAUAGACUACUUGAUGUUAGAACAGUCUAUAAAACAAAGCGACAACAACACAGAGGAACCAUUCACACCAUCAGAAGUGAGGCUCUCUUUUACAGACCUGUUCUCCUGCCACGAAUCAAAACUGAUUUCAAAACCUGUCACACAGAAUUCUCCCGCUAUCAAUCAGAGAUGUUAACAAAGGCCCAGACACUGAAGAAUCUCAUAAACAUAGUGAGAAAAGAUUUCAUGAAAAAUGUGUUUUGUGACUUUGAUUUCAAACACCGAUGUUUAAAACAGAUGAUAGAAAUGAGCAGACAUAUUGUCAGCCUUCAGGAAUAUGAACUCAGAUAUGUACAGCCAGAAUUCACAUUCAGUGCACUACAAUUCCUCUCCUUCAUAAAGACAGCCCUCCCCCAGAUUAAUCUUACACUCCACACCAGCCAGCUCUCCAUGACUGAGUCACUCAACAAGGAGGAUGUGAUGGAGUCACUGAGUGCAAUCCAAAUCACAGAGAGAGGAAACCGACGCGUAGGAAACCAGUGUCUGCUGAAACUGACGUCUGGUGCUGAGUUCCAUCAAUCUCUCACACUGACAGGUGUUGGUCGUUGUUUACACAUUUCCUGUGUGACAUCAGACCGGUGUCAUAUAAUAUUUUGAUACCGCGAAAUAUUGAACCCGGGUUCAAUAUAUUAUGCGAUAUUAUGAACCCGGGUUCAAAAUAUCGCUGCGAUAUAUUGAACCCCCCCAUAAAAUAUUGAACCCCGGGUUCAAAAUAUUAUGGCCGCGAUAUUUUGAAACCCUCUCGAAUUUUCAUUGCUCUUGGAGAAGGGGUUCAAAAUAUUAUGGCCGCGAUAUAUUGAACCCCCUUCCUUUUUCCAAUUUCCUUUGGAGAGGGGGUUCAAAAUAUUAUGGCUGCUAUAUAUUGAAACCCCCCUCCUUUUUUUAUUGCUAUUGGAGAGGGGGUUCAAAAUAUUAUGGCUGCGAUAUAUUGAACCCCCUACCUAUUUCCAAUUCCUAUUGGAGAGGGGGUUCAAAAUAUUAUGGCUGCGAUAUAUUGAACCCCCUACUGUUUCCAAUUUCCUUUGGAGAGGGGGUUCAAAAUAUUAUGGCUGCGAUAUAUUGAACCCCCUACCUUUUUCCAAUUCCCAUUGGAGAGGGGGUUCAAAAUAUUAUGGCUGCGAUAUAUUGAACCCCCCUCCUUUUUUUAUUGCUAUUGGAGAAGGGGGUUCAAAAUAUUAUGGCUGCGAUAUAUUGAACCCCCUACCUAUUUCCAAUUCCCAUUGGAGAGGGGGUUCAAAAUAUUAUGGCUGCGAUAUAUUGAACCCCCCUCCUUUUUUCCAAUUCCCAUUGGAGAGGGGGUUCAAAAUAUUAUGGCUGCGAUAUAUUGAACCCCCUACCUAUUUCCAAUUCCCAUUGGAGAGGGGGUUCAAAAUAUUAUGGCUGCGAUAUAUUGAACCCCCCUCCUUUUUUUAUUGCUAUUAGAGAGGGGGUUCAAAAUAUUAUGGCUGCGAUAUAUUGAACCCCCUACCUAUU
Molecule: messenger RNA, 4271 nt
Organism: Magallana angulata
Lineage: Eukaryota; Metazoa; Mollusca; Bivalvia; Ostreida; Ostreidae
Exons: 13
Coding region: 2478-3395 (305 amino acids)
Molecular function (GO): zinc ion binding
Source: RefSeq, a predicted model, not a curated record